AAUCUUUCCCUAUAAAAUUCCCAAUUCUCAUCACUCUCACCACCAAACGCACCAAGUCAAAUCUCCAUUAAUUUUGUAGUAACAAGAAAAAAGGUAAACAAAAUGCGCGUGAGCAACAAUCUGGUGGGAAUUCUGAACUUGGUGACGCUGCUGCUCUCGAUUCCGAUAAUCGGCGGCGGGAUAUGGCUCUCGAAGCAGGCGAACACCGAGUGCGAGCGCUUCCUCGACAAACCGGUGAUCGUGCUCGGGGUUUUCGUGCUGCUGGUGUCGAUCGCGGGGCUGGUGGGAUCGUGCUGCCGCGUGACGUGGCUGCUGUGGGUGUACCUGCUGGUGAUGUUCCUCCUCAUCCUGCUGCUCUUCUGCUUCACGAUCUUCGCCUUCGUCGUCACCAACAAGGGCGCCGGCGAAGCCCUCUCCGAUAAAGGAUACAAGGAGUAUCGCCUCGGCGAUUACUCCAAUUGGUUGCAGAAUCGAGUCAACGACAAUUGGGGUAAGAUCCGGAGCUGCUUGGAGGAUAGCAAAAUUUGCCAGAAGCUGCUUACCGAUAGCUCAACUCCUGCUACGGAAUUCUACAAGGAGCAUCUCUCUUCGCUUCAGUCGGGAUGCUGCAAGCCAUCAAACGACUGUAACUUCCAAUACAUGAGCCCGACAAAUUGGACGGGCACACCUCCGGCAUCAGGGAAUCCGGACUGUGGGAGAUGGAGCAACGAUGUGAAUAAGCUGUGCUACGAGUGCGACUCGUGCAAGGCGGGGCUGCUGGAUAACAUAAAGAGUGAUUGGAAGAGGGUGGCAGUGAUCAACAUAGUGUUCCUGGUGUUUCUGGUGAUCGUCUACACGGUGGGAUGCUGCGCCUUCAGGAACAACAGGGAAGACAAUUCUUAUAAACGAUACCCUUAAACUAGAAAGACACUAUCAUCGGUGGCUGCCUGCCUUUGUAUUCUUGGCAGCUUGGUUUUAUUAGGUGUGCAGUGCAGUGAAUUUUUUCUUUCUUUCUUUCGGUUUUCUUUGUUAGACUUGCUCAUAUUCUAUUACUCCUUACAUAUAUUGUUUUGCGCACAGUAUUUCAUUCUAUAUAAAUCUAGUUUUGUCAA
Molecule: messenger RNA, 1091 nt
Organism: Salvia hispanica
Lineage: Eukaryota; Viridiplantae; Streptophyta; Magnoliopsida; Lamiales; Lamiaceae
Product: tetraspanin-8-like
Biological process (GO): auxin-activated signaling pathway
Cellular component (GO): membrane
Source: RefSeq, a predicted model, not a curated record